Messenger RNA from Pelagomonas calceolata, 1160 nucleotides. The record is from the annotation of a GenBank genome assembly. Lineage: Eukaryota; Pelagophyceae; Pelagomonadales; Pelagomonadaceae.
GCCUGCUCUUGGCAGCCUCUUGCUCUCGCAGGAGCUCUAUUUGUGGAACCAACACAAUCGACGCCAUCGCUGAGCUGCCCCGUGGCCGCAACAGCUUGGAUGAUCACCGUGAGUCCUGAGCUGCUCGCAACGAUGCGCAUGCUACCGAGACUGCUCGCGAUAGCUGCGGUGAGUGCAGCCUUUGUACUACCGGCAGCCAGGUUUGUAAGCAAGGCAGAGGCAAUCAAAAAGUCCGACGCGGGCGCGACGCCGCUCUCGCCGACUCAAAAGCUCCUGCAGCCCGUCCAAUUGGCCGCCGCGGUCGGCCUGCUCGUGGAGCUGCCGUGCUACGCCUGCGGCCGCCCCGCGCUCGGCUGGCGCCUCUCAACGGAAUAUUUCGCAUUCUUUGCAGUCGUCUGAACCGGCGCGGGAAGUCGGCUUCAAGACGACACGGUCGCCGUGACGUCGUCGACGCGGCCGCAUGAAAGUCUACACGUCCGCGCAGGUCACGUUGCCGAGGUCAUACCGCUUCGGAAAAUACUCGGAGCGCGCCGCGGAGCCGGCGAAGGGCGCCGGCGGCGGCGAGUUCGGCCAAUUCCUGCUGAGCGUCUGGGCGGCCCAUUGGCUCGGGGCCUGGCGCGGCGCGCGCGGGUGGAUCAAUUCGCGAGAGCUCUUCGCGUUGCGGAUUGCGGGCACGCUGAUCGGUGCGAGCGCCGCGUGGACGCUGGGCCGGGCCUACGACCGCGUCGUGACGCCGGAGUCACUCGUUACGACGGGCCCGUACCGCGUCGUGCGGCAUCCCAUCUACACGGCUUAUCUUUUUCUCUUCGCCGGCGGCCUCGCCAGUCUCGGGUCGCCGCUCGCCAUCGCGGUACUGCUGCUAUCAGCAUGGAGGUUCUACAAACCACGGAUGGCGAGCGAGGACAAGAUCCUAGAGGAGCAGUUCGGGGACGCGUGGCGGAACUACGCCGCGAAAACGCCGUCGCGACUGUUGCCGCCUUUUGUGUGACGCGAUCGUGCCUUUUUGUGUGACCUGUAUGCGCCGCGGCUCGACGCCGUCGGCGCGACAGCCUCCGCCAUCACGGCAUAGCCUACGGCGGCGCCAGACGAAGCCCGCGGCCCGGCCCUGACCCCACCAGUACGCCAUCGCCGCGACCAUGUAAAAAUAACACAGAACACCC